AUCGAUUCGAAAACACGUUGACGAUGCCCGGAAGAGAAAAAGCUCGUCAAUUCGAAACCUAAAAAAAAAGGGCGGGAGAUUCGCGAAUCAACAAAUAUCGGCGGCUAAAUCGUUUUGUAGGGGAAAGUGCUGAUCUUGUUGCUAUGGAUGACCAUGGUGGUGGUGGUGGUGGUGGCUCUGGUGGAGCUUCUGAGCUGAGUCUUGAGGAACUGAUGGAUGAAUAUUAUUCUCGACCUCCACAGAUAGCUGAGUGGUUAUGGUGUAUCGAAUACGUAGCCAAGUUCGUUAAGGAUCUACGUUGCAUACUCGAUUUGAUGAACAUGGGAUAUCAAUAUUCGGAUGACUAUGGGAGGAGGAUUAAUGAAGUCCUGUCCCUUAGAGUGUUGGAGUUUGUUUUCGAUCCAAGCAAGAAUGAUUCAAGUGGUGUUGGUGUUGUUGCUUCUGCUUCUCAGGGAAGAGUUGAGUUUGAUUUGUCUUUGAGCAACUCUGAUGUUCUCAGGGCGAUUCUGAGAGAGAUUCCGGUGUCGGAACUGCGAGCUGGCAUGCCGGAGUUAUCAAAGUUCAAUGUUCUUCCAUUUAUUGCUUACAAGAACAUGUGUUUGCCACAAUGUGCACUGGAGAAGCUAAGGGAUUUGAGUUUGAUGGAGAAUGAGACAAGUGCAGCUCCUGAGAUAGAAGCUAAGGAUCCUGUUUUUGGAGGUGAUGGACCAGUGCACAUGGAUACAUGCGAGGAGGAGCCGAUAGAGGAGCAACAAGUGCAUAUUGGUUUGGAUAAAGUAACUCGCAUCGAGGAUGAAGAUGAGGCAAUGCACACCAACGAAAAAAAUGAAGUAAUUAUGAUCGAUGAAGAUACAGAGAAUGAACAAGAGACAGUCGUUGAACCCAUUAGCAACGGUCGUACUACUGGUAAUACAUUUCCUACAAGCUCAAGAAGAUGGCCAGAGGAUGCAAGUGUAAAAUGUACAAAAGAUGGAACCUGGUUAAUCAGUGUGAGCGGUGAUGAUGAUGAUGAGUCAGAUAUGGUCAAAGGUCCAGCAUUGGCUAAGAAGAAUACAAACACAAACCAUCCUGCGAGCUCCUGCACAAGACACGAGAAUGUAUGCUGGAAAUGUGGAAAAGAAGGAACGUUGUUGAUAUGUAGCAGAAGCGAGUGUGAAUCAAAAGUUCACAAGGAAUGCUCGAACUGUGUGGUUAACUUUGAUGAAGACGGGAACUUUCACUGUCCUGUAUGCUGGUAUGAUAGAGUCGUUGCAGAGUACUUAGAAUCUCAGAAGUUGGUGAGCUCUGCCAAGAGAAAACUGAUGAAGUUUAUGUCUCUACUUUCAUCAAGAAGCAAGAGACUCAGAUCAAUCAACGCGAUCUGAAACGCCCUUGUGAUCUUGUUCGUGGUGGAUUUUGGUUAGGAGAGAGUUCUGUUCAUAUGUGUGCUGGUGUAGAGAAUUAUAGAUACUGGGGGUAAUAUAUUCGAAGUGAAAAUUAAGAGUGUGAAUGGUUAUUAUUUGAAACUAGCGGAAAAAGGAGUUUAUAUCCAACUUUGACUGAAGUUUUUGUCUUUGUCGAAUAAAGAUAAACAAAUUAAACGAAGUUAUCGCAAACUUAAGCUAAUA
Molecule: messenger RNA, 1607 nt
Organism: Raphanus sativus (radish)
Lineage: Eukaryota; Viridiplantae; Streptophyta; Magnoliopsida; Brassicales; Brassicaceae
Exons: 6
Coding region: 144-1364 (406 amino acids)
Source: RefSeq, a predicted model, not a curated record